AUGCUCAUGCUCAUGCCCAUGCCGCAUGUCGAAUUUUUCUUCAGGUGCCGUUCCCCUGCCUGCCUGUCACUGUCUGCCUGCCCGCUUCCCCCUCCCUGCGUCCGUCGUUUCUUGCCGUUGUCACCAGCUACUUUACGGAUACAUACCAAGAUGCAGGAAAAGGCUGUGGAUGAUCGCCAGUGGAUGCGUGGUGGGUUUGACGCUAAAUAUGCCAUGGAUUUCGCGGAUUCCUCAUCCAUGGAGUGGCUCUUGAGUCCCGUCCUGGCAGGGAAAAAGCCUCGUCAGGACCAGGGCUUAGGUACCAUGCUGUUGGUGGUUGUCUCCCUCAAGAACAAGUCUUCAAGUCAAGGGAAGGUAGUGGUUCUCCAGAAGAGUUUCUUUCUUGGUGAGCAUCUGCAACGCAACCUGCAUCUUGGCCCUCAUCUUUUCGAGCUUCGAGACUUGUUCGACAAACCCGCCACAGCCCUGUGGUACAAACAAGUGAGCGAGCAAGACACUGGGUUGCAACAGAAUACCUUGAGUAAGUCCAAGGAGGGAAAGGACAGACCAGGCAGGUCCCCCGUCCGAUUUCUGCAUCGCGACCAAUUUGGAGUGGGUCUUACUGGCACCAUCGAUCUGCAUCAUCUGGGAAACCGUCGCCGACAAGUUUCUCGUAAACCGACGGCUUUGGCCUGGCCUACUGCACGUAGCACGGCUACCAUGCCCGUGAAGUUUCUUCAAACCACGCCUCGAUGUCAUCGCCCUUGUCCGGCGGCUUCUAGUCUCAACGGCCAGUGCCCAAGCAACCCAAAUACUUUACCGACGUGA
Colletotrichum acutatum is the source of this 807-nucleotide messenger RNA. RefSeq lists its product as uncharacterized. The coding region runs from base 1 to 807 and encodes 268 amino acids. The transcript has 7 exons. NCBI's taxonomy places the organism in Eukaryota, Fungi, Ascomycota, Sordariomycetes, Glomerellales, Glomerellaceae. The record is from RefSeq and is a predicted model, not a curated record.